Messenger RNA from Coprinopsis cinerea okayama7#130, 648 nucleotides. RefSeq lists its product as hypothetical. Bases 1 to 648 code for a protein of 215 amino acids. NCBI's taxonomy places the organism in Eukaryota, Fungi, Basidiomycota, Agaricomycetes, Agaricales, Psathyrellaceae. The record is from RefSeq and is a predicted model, not a curated record. The transcript has 5 exons.
AUGGUCACGUUCGACGUCCUCGCCUUUCUCUUGGCAAGUCUCCGAGCAUGGAGGACGAUACGACACGACGCCAAGUUCUGGUCGAAUCCGAGAGCAUCCAUCAACUACGCAAUCUUCUCACAAGGACUGAUCUACAUACUACCUGUCUUCCUGUUAUCUGUGACGACUUUAUCACUGAAUUGGAAACUCCCCGUCCUCUUCGUUAGAACAUUCAACGCAUUGAAGCUACCCCUCGCUGGACUGUUAACCGCGCGCUUCCUAAUAAAGCUACGGAUAUGGGAGGACCAUCGACGCCAACACGAAACCAGGAGCCUCGAGGUGGACACGUAUAACGCUUCCACAUUCGAGGAUGGGAUGUCAGCCAGUCUCCCUGUCUGGAACGUUCCCGGACAGGCCACACACUCGUCGCAAGGCUCUGUCCUCGACGAACUUGGGGCUGACAUUGGACCGGGACCUGAUGAGAUCGCCGACAUCGCCCUUCGCGAGCGCGAUAGACAUGAUGAGCCUGAGGAAGUUCCCACGCCGACGAAAAGCCCUCACACCCCCGAUGAAGAGAUGGGCGAAGUAUCGAAAAGAAGACUAUCCAUAUGGAAAGGGAAGCAGAGAGCGGUACCGAACGAUCGAGAGGUAGCCGUUGUAGCGCAGUGA